GUUUGAUAGACGAAGCUUGGGGUUUCUUUGGGUUUGCAACCCUUACCCUCCUGGAAAAAAUCAUAGUUGCUAGACUGCGACACUUCAGACCAGGUACUAUUAGAGCCGCUAAUGGACGACGAGCUAUUUUCCGCUAUCCGGAGCUCAAGCAUUUGAGCCGCUAAAUGGACGAGACUCCUGGGGUAAAGGAUGCAGAGAAUGAGGAGAAAACACUCGUAUGGAGCAGGGAGUAGGUAUUGUACUACUUCCUGGUAUGGAGCACUGAGAAGCGCUUGGUGACAUCGUCCAAGAUCGACAUGGAUGGCGGGUCACCUGCCGUGACGCUGUCGACGCUAUUGUCCAGUCCCGCAUGGAGCCUGUGGCGAAGCCCCUCAUUUGUGGCACUUGUGCACGCAGUUUUCGUCGGCCACAGGAUAUUGCGACGCACAAGUGUAACGCUGUUCGCGCGGCCCGCGCGCGCUGAGUAUGGCGUUCCCCGCCCGGUGGACAACACGUCUCCUGGUCUGCCCCGUAUGGGGCCACAUAGCCAGUCAUGGCAGUGGAAGAAGGAAGGAAGGAAGCUUUCACCGUCCAGGAGCGACACUGACUCGCACUGCUAUCUGGUGCUCACGAGGUGUUUGUCGCGCUGCAAACGGAGCGUCUCUCAUUAGGCGAUUUGAUCGCAGGACGAGAGAGGAGCUGAUGGACGAUCUCUCCAAUGUUCCUCUUGGUUCGGAGCGGCGCCGAGUGCUGACGUUGGGACUUGGCCGGUGUGUGCACACCGCUAGCUAAACCGACCAACGGCUACUCCCAGGGCACAAACUAUUCUGCUGGAGGCAGCGUCGUCUUCGGCUGAAAUUCCGGAUACAACCUGCAGGGAAGCAUUGUGCGCAUCUGCCAGAUUGACGGUUCCUGGAGUGGGGCAGCUGCCUCAUGUAAUCGUCAAACCGACUGCCAGGUCCUGUCACCACCGGCACUGGGCUCAAUGACCGUGAACGGCUUGAUGUUCAGCAACACGACCACGUUUGUGUGCACAUCUCCCUAUGUCCUUAUGGGCUCGGCCGUGCGUACUUGUGAAAUCAACGGCCAGUGGAGCGGUGUGCAGCCAACUUGACGCUUGACGACUGCUGCUCUGAGUGCGGCCAGUGACGAGCUAGUCAAGGACUCCGUCUCAGAACGCAUGACACAAACAUGUUAGCUCCCGCUCCAUGCCCAUUGUUGGAGCGACAGUCCUGGAAUCCAGAGUUGCAAGUGAGGUGGUGAUACGGCAAGCAGACGGUGGCAAAGUACGGCUUAAAAGCUCUACAUCUGGCAAGUGGCCGGCAUACCACCCCAAUGGACAUCGGAACAGUACACGUAGAGUAGCAUCUCUACGUGACAGGGUAUGAGCGCAAGUGAGUUCUUAUGCUCUACUAAUGUGCAUUGAUUCUGUGACUAUAGUUGGUGUACAGAUCUCAUCACAUGUGCCUUAGGUGGGAUUUGCUAUUGUCACUGGAAAAUUCAGCCCUAACAAACAGUGUGAUGGAUGAAUUUGACUCCAAGUAUCUGCUUUUGGGAAUGCCAUGUAUGCAUGUCUGGC
Sycon ciliatum is the source of this 1558-nucleotide messenger RNA. RefSeq lists its product as uncharacterized. The transcript is spliced from 8 exons. NCBI's taxonomy places the organism in Eukaryota, Metazoa, Porifera, Calcarea, Leucosolenida, Sycettidae. The record is from RefSeq and is a predicted model, not a curated record. The coding region runs from base 466 to 771 and encodes 101 amino acids.